Molecule: messenger RNA, 2353 nt
Organism: Gavia stellata (red-throated loon)
Lineage: Eukaryota; Metazoa; Chordata; Aves; Gaviiformes; Gaviidae
Gene: TM4SF18
Product: transmembrane 4 L six family member 18
Exons: 5
Coding region: 232-837 (201 amino acids)
Cellular component (GO): membrane
Source: RefSeq, a predicted model, not a curated record
UGCUACUUAAAGACAUACGCUUAGAAAGGACAAUGAGUUUAGACAGCAAUAUUCAUCUAUUGUUCUGCUAACUGUUAAGCACUUCUCUGUCUCUGGAAUCAUCCCCAGUCAUCCAGUUCCUGUGAAUAUGAAAUGACUGAAUCAAACUGAGGAGGUUAAAACUCUUCAUAUUUAAAACCUUGUAAUCUUUUGUUAGCUUAGAAGAGCAAUACUUCUGAAGUUCUCCGAGAGAUGGCUUUAGAGACAUGUGGAAGCUGCUUGAGUUGUCUGCUGAUACCUCUUGCACUUUGGAGUAUUGUUGUUAACAUCCUAUUAUACUUCCCUAAUGGGAAAGCUUCACAUGCUGCCAGUUACCAGCUUCCCAACUACGUGUGGUAUUUUGAAGGGAUCUGUUUCUCAGGUGUGAUGAUCCUUCUGUUGGCAGUAAUUCUAAUAACACUGGAGUGUAGCGUGUUCUAUCGGUGCUGCCAGAGUGAGAGCUGUAACAAAACCUACAGGAGUUUUAUUUCAAUCGUGCUAGCCCUGCUUGGAGUUGCUUUCUCUGGAUACAGUUGCAUCAUUUUUACCUUGGGCUUGAUCCAAGGCCCCUUCUGCAAUUCAACAGGUGGAUGGGAUUAUAUCUUCAAAGACACUGCUGGAGGGUACCUCACAGAUUACUCCACUUGGUCUCGGUGCACCGAACCUGCUAACAUAGUGGAGUGGAACAUCAUUUUACUCUCUGUUCUGAUAGCUCUUAGUGGACUGCAGUUGAUCAUCUGCUUUCUCAAAGUGGCUGCUGAGUUGAAACGGACACUCUGUGGGACCUAUUCUGUUUUUGUCCAGGCUGGGAUUCUCUGAAAAUGGCAAGGAAAUCUUCACUGCUUCUCCUCCACCCCCCAGAAAAAGUGAGAAAUGGCUUCUCCAACAUUUGCGAUGGUAGAUUUGGGUGCUGCAAAGACAGAUGAAACCCUUGUCUUAAAUCUUUGUCUCUCAAGCCUCUCUAUUUUGGAUGAACUUAUUUGAAGUGUUUGACAUCCGCAUUUUUCUAGUUGUUUUCUAACCUGUCCGGUUGUCCCUGGCAGUGGCUCUUCAUUUUCUUACCCUCCAGCUCAUUCUGACAAUAGGGAGGUUUGAAUACCAUGGAACUGCUUUUGUAUUGAAAUCACCUUUGUUUGAAUAAACUGCUGUAAAGCUGCUAUAGAACUGCUUUUAUACUCCCCUCUCUUUGUUUAGAAGAUAGGAAUACUUGUUCCGCAAGGGCCUGACUCAAAGCCCAGUAUGUCAGGAGGGGUUGUUCCCUUGAGAAUUAGUGCACUGGAUGAAGCCAUGAUUUCUAAAUGAAUAAAUUUUAGGUACAGACAGACCAUGAUGGUCACGAAAGGCAGCAGCCUAUCCUGCUCAUUCUACCUUGGAAGUUCUUAACUGCACAAACCAAUUACUGAAAAAGGUCUAUCAAGUCUUCCUGCGGUACGGCUUUUAGAAAGGCAUCCAGGCCUGAUUGAAAGAUUAGAUAGAGAGCUCUGAAGUCAGCCAAGCUAAUUAGUAGACGUUAAUAGCUGCACUGGGUUUCUUUGUAUUUUAUACUCAGAGGCAAACUUUUGGGUUUUUUUGAUCAAGUAUUAUGUGACUUGAGGGAAUAUAUGAGGCAACCUUGUGAGCACCCAGUGCUAGCUUAUUAAUACUCUUCUAAAUGCCCUGACCUUGCUGCAGUGGAAGGCUAACGUUCUUGACAAUAAUAGUAAGGUGAAAAAGAAUAAUCUGUUUAAAAUUAUCAGCUAAAAAGUCUUUUUAAUUCCCCAAAGAAUUAUUAUUUAAUUACGACUGGAAAUUCAGGGGUUCACAAUAAAGUGGACCUAUGGCUCAUUUCCAGCUGCAUGGGCAGCAUUGGGCUGUAUUCAGCACUCUGGUUUGGAGAGAAUGAACACCCAGAGGAAAGUGAAACAUCUACUUCAGACUUGCAGUAAUGCACAUAUCCCUAUUACAUCAGAACUAGUGGGAUUCAGCUAUGUCAACAUCUAAUAUUAAACACUGAUAGAACUGCAAACCGUACGAUAAGUGGCAGCUGUGGGUAAGAUAUUUAGAAAAAAUAGAGUGUAUCAGUCAUUUAAUUCUGUUUCAAGACAAUAUUGAGAUUUUGCCUUGAUAUUGCUUUAUCAGAUUGUUUUGAAAAGCUGAUUUCUUCCUGUGGGAUUUGAAGAAUGCAUCUAAAGUUUUAAUUGCUUAGUUUCUAUUAAGUUGCAAGAAGUAAUAAAGAAAUUAAUGACAUUUAAGAAUGGGGAUAGUCUUUUGGGAGACAGUUCAAGGUGUCAUGGAUGUUCGGAGAUGCGUGAUAAAAAGGCAUGAUUACAAAAUGGGGACUGUUUGCAACUGCACA